Pieris macdunnoughi is the source of this 708-nucleotide messenger RNA. The record is from the annotation of a GenBank genome assembly. NCBI's taxonomy places the organism in Eukaryota, Metazoa, Arthropoda, Insecta, Lepidoptera, Pieridae.
AUGUCGAAUACAUGGAUACCACCGGAUAUUACUCCCGUCUGCGAGACGGCACUGGCACCUUUGACGCAGUGCUCCCAAACUGGCUACAUGUUUUUGGCCCUAGUGACGCAAUUAUUCGGGAAAUCCAUAGACAAAAGGUAUUCAAAAGUGAACCCAUUUUCCCCGGAACAUGAUACAUUUUACAAUGUACAAAGGUUUCCCUCUCGCGGUGUUUCCAGGGCAUAUGAGCCGUUUACAUCGUAUCAGACGAAUUUCGACUCUCAUCCGCCACACACACAGACUCAUAUGGAAUAUUCAAAUAUACCGAAAUUUGAUUUUGAAGAUUCCUUCAAACAUUAUUCGAAUAAGGAACCUGUUUUUGAGUUUAAUUUUGAUGGACGUGCCGAUUCAGCCUUUGCGGCUUCAAAGAAAACCGAAGUGAAGGAAAAAGUAAAAGAAAAGAAAAGGAAAAAGAGGCAUAUACAGGAAUAUGACUUCAUUAUAGUUGGAGCUGGCUCAGCUGGGUGUGUUUUAGCAAACCGAUUAUCAGAAGUCAAAAAAUGGAAGAUCCUUCUUCUCGAAGCCGGGCCGGAGGAGCCAGACGUGACAAGCGUGCCAGCAUUCGCGACAAUAUUGGGCAAUUCAAAUAUAGACUGGAUGUAUAGAACUCAGCCAGAAAAAUUGACCUGUCGCGCACAGAGGGGACAGACUUGCGCCUGGUUCAGGUAA